AUGAAACUAGACUGUGAUGUUAGCGUCUUCGCCAUCGCGGAUGAGGUAAUGCCCGAUAAGAACCCCGCGAUAAGAUUCUUUUUCUUCUUCGCAUUCUGGCUUCUGAUCUUCAAACUACCUGCCACGCAAAGGCAACAUGUGGAGCUCGGCAUGCUCUCAGCCUUUCGAUCAUUCAAUCCUCGCAGAACACUCAUGGAUCCCCUCAUAGCCGUCGUCGGCGCAACGGGCACCGGCAAGUCCAAGCUCGCCGUGGACUUGGCCGCCCGAUUUAACGGAGAAAUCAUCAACGGCGACGCGAUGCAAAUGUACCGCGGUCUCCCAAUCAUCACGAACCAAAUCCCCAUCGCCGAACGCAAGGGCGUCCCACACCACCUAUUAAGCUGUGUCGAUCUCGAAGCCGAAGCAUGGCGGAUCAGUCACUUUAAAAAGGAGGCACUGCGUCUUAUCGAGGAUAUCCGGAGUCGGGGCAAAUUACCCAUUCUCGUCGGCGGCACCCAUUAUUAUACCCAGGCCGUGCUGUUCAAGGAUCAAUUAGUCGGGGAGGGAUCUGACGUUGAAGAUGGUGUGGAAGCCUACGAGGAAGUACCCUGUACAUCGGAGAAAUGGCCUAUCCUUGAUUCAUCGCCGGAAAUCCUAAUGGAGAAAUUGAAGGAGGUUGAUCCCGUUAUGGCGGCGCGCUGGCACCCGAAAGAUGCAAGGAAGAUUCGCCGGUCAUUGGAAAUUUAUUUCCAGACUGGACGGCCUGCUUCGGAGAUUUAUGCUGAACAGCAGAUUCAAAAGGAGAAGGCUGUUUCGCAAGAGGAGGGAUUGCUGCGAUUUGAGAACACCCUUAUCUUCUGGGUUCAUGCUGAGAAGGAGAUUCUUAAUGCGCGACUGGAUGCGCGUGUUGAUGAUAUGGUUCAGCAAGGUUUACUCGCCGAGGCUGAGACUAUGUUUGACUUUUUGCAAAGCAAAGAGGCACAGGGGAUUCCGGUUGAUCUUACGCGUGGUGUGUGGGUGUCUAUUGGCUUCAAGGAGCUGGCUCCAUACUUUACAGCGCGUCGACAGGCGGAGAUGAGUGAGGAGGAGCUGCUGGCUUUGCGCAGUAGGUGUAUCGAGUCUAUUCGGACUGCGACGAGGCAAUACGGUGGAUCGCAGGUUAAGUGGAUUCGCAAUAAAUUGUGGCGGGCCCUCGCGGAGGCGGACAUGACGAGGCGGUUGUAUCUUCUUGACACCAGCAAUGUGAGUCAAUGGGGUGGAUGCAUUACGGAUCCCUCAGAGCAGAUUGUCCAGUCGAUGCUGCAGAGUGAAACUACUCCGGAUCCGAAGAGUCUUUCCGUGCUGGCGAAGACUGUGCUCGGCGCUAAGGAAGAACAGGCGCAGGCGCAGCCUGGAUCCGCUAUGAAGAGCUUUACCUGUGAUGUAUGCGGGAAGACUGUGGUUGGCGACGAACAGUGGGAGAUUCAUCUCAAGAGUUAUAGUCACAAGCGAGGUGUUAAAUCUGCGGCUCGAAAAGCGGAGCGAGAUGCGUACUUUCGCAAGCGGGAGCUGGAGGCUCAGAAGGGAGAGGCCCUGGAGGCUGAUUCCGAGGGCAAGUUGAAUGCAUAA
This is a messenger RNA of Penicillium cataractarum, 1587 nucleotides long. RefSeq names its product tRNA dimethylallyltransferase. The transcript is spliced from 2 exons. Gene Ontology annotation, biological process: tRNA modification. The record is from RefSeq and is a predicted model, not a curated record. NCBI's taxonomy places the organism in Eukaryota, Fungi, Ascomycota, Eurotiomycetes, Eurotiales, Aspergillaceae. Gene Ontology annotation, cellular component: mitochondrion. Bases 1 to 1587 code for a protein of 528 amino acids. Gene Ontology annotation, molecular function: tRNA dimethylallyltransferase activity; ATP binding.